Molecule: messenger RNA, 854 nt
Organism: Xenia sp. Carnegie-2017
Lineage: Eukaryota; Metazoa; Cnidaria; Anthozoa; Malacalcyonacea; Xeniidae
Exons: 5
Coding region: 61-720 (219 amino acids)
Source: RefSeq, a predicted model, not a curated record
GUCACUAGACGCACAAAAGAAAUAACUUCUCUUGCUGAUUCUAGCAAACGAAGAUCUUCCAUGAGAAAGAAAUGCGCUAAAGAGAAGUCCGAAAUAACAUCCACCGUAGAAGAGUUAAAUUGCCUCUCAAGUCUGUGUGGUCUUCCUACGACAAGUGCGGAAGAAGUCAUGUCUGGAUAUUUUGUUUGGUCGUUUAACCAGUGUGACAUAGAUAGUACGACUUCACCUGAUAUACCUGUGCGUUUCAAGGCACAAAUUGUCGAUAAGUACAUGUUAGUUAAAAGAUUGGAAGAGGAAAAAGCACUUCUGAACAUGGAGAUGAAAAAUUAUAUGAUUUAUUAUUUGGAAAACGUUUUGCCUCUCCUUUGUGAAAGAAAAGAGAAGAUUAAAGAUAGGAUAGUAUUUACAAAUAAUGUUGAUGAAUCUGAUGACUAUUCUUUCCUUGAAACAGAGAGCUUUCUUCUAGAUGAAUAUAAACAUCGCUAUUGUGUGCGAAAAGACACAAUGAAGACUCUGCAUGGUCGUCUCGCCAUCACAAACUGCGGAAUUGCAUUUGCCAGAGUGCAGUUGAAAAAAGGUUUUCAAUACUUUCACGACUUAGAACAGUCCAUAGUCAACGUAUACGGUAGUGACAGUGAAUCAGACUGUAGCGAUGAAGAUGACGUUCGUGAAGAUGACGUUUAUGAAGAUGUUGAAGAAGAAGAUGCAUAUAAUUCGUAGUAUUUUGUUGCUGAAAGCUGUGCUAUCAUAUUUUUGUGUGCAAUUUUUAUAAAUAGAAAAUUAUUUGCAUGUUGCUCUUUUUGUAAAUAAAAUGUAUGCAAAUACACUUGCAAGUAUAUACAUCUAAGAAGAAA